AAAUUGUCUUCUUUCGACCUUGACUCAAGGUGAUUUCAAAUAGAAAGGAGUUUUUCGGAUCUUCGGAGCAGUUGUGUUGCUUCGCUUAUCUCCUCAUCACAGCUGGACGGAAGGUUAUCGUUUCUGUCGUCUGAUACUGUCCGUUUAUUUCCUUGGAACGUGCGUUGCGAAACAGGUUGGCAGGGCAGCUUUACAACCGCGGCAUUUGAAACAAACUCACCGAGCAGCAGUCGCUUCAAUCACGAUCAGAAUGAGCGUUACGAUCGAAACUGUUGCAACCACUCCGUUCGAGGGUCAAAAACCUGGCACCAGUGGUCUACGGAAGAAGGUAAAAGUAUUCACCCAGAAAAAUUACACCGAAAACUUCGUACAGUGCAUCUUGGACGCUAAUGGCCCGGCUCUGGCCGGUUCCACACUCGUUCUUGGUGGCGAUGGUCGCUAUUUCUGCAAGGAAGCUAGCGAACUGAUCGUGCGUCUCUGUGCCGCCAACGGUGUACGCAAGAUUCUGCUCGGCCAGAAUGGUAUCCUUUCGACGCCAGCCGUUUCGAGCCUGAUUCGCCGCCACAAGGCACUCGGUGGCAUUGUGCUAACGGCUUCACACAAUCCCGGUGGUCCAGAGAAUGAUUUCGGUAUUAAAUUUAACUGCGAAAAUGGUGGCCCAGCACCGGACGCCUUCACGAACAAGAUCUACGCUCUGUCGGGUGAAAUUAAGCAGUACAAAAUUGCGUCCGUCGCGGUGGAUGUUGGCAAGGUUGGGGUGACCAAUGCCGAGGUGAAUGGAAAGCCAUUCACGGUGGAAGUGAUUGAUUCCGUAGCCGACUACGUGCUGCUGAUGAAGGAAAUCUUUGAUUUUGAAAAGUUACGCGACUUUGUGAGUGGAAAAUCACGUCCCGGUGGAGCAGCGCUCAAGAUGCGCAUCGAUUCGAUGAAUGGUGUAACGGGUAGUUACGUGAACGAGAUCUUCGUCAACUGUCUUGGCGCACCAAAGGAUGGCGUUGUCCAUACGACACCACUGCCCGACUUUGGCGGAUUACAUCCGGAUCCAAAUCUGACGUACGCGAAGGAUCUGGUCGAUACGGUGCGUGCAGGCGAUUAUGAUAUUGGAGCAGCAUUCGAUGGAGAUGGUGAUCGUAACAUGAUCAUCGGUCGCAAAGCGUUCUUUGUCACACCGAACGAUUCGUUAGCCGUGAUCGCACACUAUCUGGAGUGCAUUCCGUACUUCAAGCGUAAUGGAGUGCAGGGGCUCGCCCGAAGCAUGCCGACCGCUUCCGCCGUUGAUCGUGUAGCAGAAGCACUUGGAAAGGAGAUGUUCGAAGUACCGACCGGCUGGAAGUAUUUCGGCAAUCUAAUGGACGCUGGCCGGCUGUGUUUGUGCGGUGAGGAAAGCUUCGGCACGGGCUCUAAUCAUAUUCGUGAGAAGGAUGGCGUGUGGGCAGUGCUGGCCUGGCUCUCGAUCAUGUCCCACACGGGCAAGAGCAUUGAGGAGAUUUGCGUGGAGCACUGGAGGCGCUAUGGACGGAAUUACUUCACACGAUAUGACUAUGAAGAGUGCGAUUUGGCACCGUGCAACGAGAUGAUGGACACGCUCGAGAAAACCAUCACCGAUCCGGCGUUUGUUGGUAAAGAAUUCAGCGCCGGAGGUAAGUCGUACAAGGUGAAGCUGGGCGAUAAUUUCAGCUACAACGAUCCGAUCGAUAAGUCGGUAUCGACCAAGCAGGGACUACGGAUUGUGUUCAGCGAUGGUAGCCGUAUCGUAAUGCGCCUCAGUGGUACGGGCAGCUCCGGUGCUACUGUGCGGCUGUACAUCGACUCGUACGAAAAGGAAAACGUACUGGGAAGUGCAUCGGAAAUGUUGAAACCCUUGAUUGACAUUGCGCUCGAAGUAUCCAAACUGCCAUCCUUCACCGGUCGUAAUGCACCGACCGUUAUCACGUAAAUACGAGCACAAGGUGUGCUGAAACAGUGCAAUAAUAGCUUGAUAGUUCAUCAGCCACUAGUGUUGUGUGCAUUUUGAGUUAGAAAAAAGCCUUCCCGGGCAAUCGAUGGUUAUGUCGUUAACUGCAAUUGUGUUUUUUAUUCGAAUAAUUUUUAGGAAAACCAUGCAAAUAAAGUUGUUUUUGUUUUAAAGUAA
Molecule: messenger RNA, 2131 nt
Organism: Anopheles funestus (African malaria mosquito)
Lineage: Eukaryota; Metazoa; Arthropoda; Insecta; Diptera; Culicidae
Gene: Pgm1
Product: phosphoglucomutase
Exons: 2
Coding region: 251-1936 (561 amino acids)
Biological process (GO): carbohydrate metabolic process
Cellular component (GO): cytosol
Molecular function (GO): phosphoglucomutase activity; magnesium ion binding
Source: RefSeq, a predicted model, not a curated record